Molecule: messenger RNA, 252 nt
Organism: Echinococcus granulosus
Lineage: Eukaryota; Metazoa; Platyhelminthes; Cestoda; Cyclophyllidea; Taeniidae
Exons: 2
Coding region: 1-252 (83 amino acids)
Source: RefSeq, a predicted model, not a curated record
AUGAGGAAAAUUACCGUGAGCCACCGUCAAACGAUUCACAAACAGCUCCUCACCUCUAAGGUCCACACCACUUCAACCUCAGAAGGCUGUGGCUGGUCGCAAGGUCUGGAAGUAGUCCCACCACCAAUGUUUAGAAGAGUUGGGGAUCUGGUGGAGUUUGAAUACAAGCCGCAAGCGUUGAAGAGGAGCCAGGGGGGACUUGCACAUCCAAUUACGAUAUCGUUCUCCACCUUCAACGUUGUGUUUGGCUAG